CAGUGAUCAGACAGAGGAGUGUGCAGGGCACCAUCCGGGCAGACUGGGAUCUCAGAGUGAUAUAUCCUUUGUCUGAUUCCCCCUCGGUGAAGAUGUCUAAUUCUUCCCCUGCUGAUGAAGGGACGACAUUUGAGCACCUCUGGAGUACCCUGGAACCAGACAGUAAUUAUUUCGAUCUGCCUCAGUCAAGUCACUCAAGCAACUCAGAGGUCUCCAAUCAGACCGAGGUCAACAUGGACGCUUACCAAAUGAGGAACAUGAAUGAAUCCAUCAUGUCUCAAUUCAGUUUGCUGAAUAACACCAUGGAUCAGAGUAUCGGAAGCAGAGCAGCCUCCACCAGUCCGUACAACCCCGACCACAACUCGAAUGUCCCCACACAUUCCCCCUACUCCCAGCCCAGCUCCACGUUUGAUGCCAUGUCUCCAGCACCGGUCAUCCCAUCCAACACCGACUACCCAGGACCUCAUAACUUUGAAGUGACGUUCCAGCAAUCCAGCACGGCUAAGUCAGCGACGUGGACUUACUCCCCUUUAUUGAAGAAACUCUACUGCCAGAUCGCCAAGACGUGUCCCAUUCAAAUCAAAUUAUCCUGCCCACCUCCGCCUGGCACAGUCAUUCGGGCUAUGCCAGUCUACAAAAAAGCAGAACACGUGACGGAAGUUGUGAAACGGUGCCCCAACCACGAGCUGGGGAGAGAUUUUAAUGACGGUCAAGCAGCACCAGCCAGCCACUUAAUCCGCGUGGAGGGCAAUAAUUUGUCACAAUACGUAGAUGAUCCCGUUACUGGUAGACAAAGCGUAAUGGUGCCUUUUGAGCCUCCACAGGUCGGCACUGAGUUCACCACAAUUCUCUAUAAUUUCAUGUGUAACAGCAGUUGCGUGGGAGGAAUGAACAGAAGACCCAUUCUGAUUAUUAUCACUCUGGAGACCAGAGAUGGACAAGUGCUGGGCAGAAGGUCAUUUGAAGGUCGGAUCUGUGCUUGUCCAGGAAGAGACAGGAAAGCAGAUGAAGAUCAUUUCCGAGAACAAGCGGCAUUAAAUGAAACAGCAUCCAAAAAUGGCAAUGCCAACAAGCGCAGUGAGUCAGCUUGUAAGCAAAGUCCCCAGGGAAUUCCAGCUCUGGGUCCAAACAUCAAGAAAAGGCGCAACGGGGAGGAGGAGAUCUACUAUGUUCCGGUUCGUGGUCGGGAGAACUUUGAAAUCUUGAUGAAGAUAAAAGAGAGUUUGGAGCUGGUGGAGUUAGUGCCGCAGCAGCUAGUGGACUCUUACCGACAGCAACAGCAGCAGCUGCUCCAGAGACAUGCCCAUCUGCAAUCACAGUCAUCCUACGGUCCUCUCAUCUCUCCAAUGAACAAAGUCCAUGGAGGGAUCAACAAGCUGCCAUCAGUCAACCAACUAGUGGGGCAGCCCAAUCAGCAUAGUGCAAACACCGCACCAGGGAUGAUGCCCAUGGGCCCUGGCAUGCUAAACAAUCACUCAAUGCACCUGAAUGGGGAGAUGAACGGCGCUCACUCUUCGCAGUCUAUGGUAUCGGGGUCACACUGCACUCCCCCACCCCCUUACAACGCUGACCCCAGCCUUGUCAGUUUUUUGACAGGACUGGGGUGUCCAAACUGCAUCGAGUAUUUCACAUCCCAAGGUUUACAGAAUAUAUACCACCUGCAGAACCUAACUAUGGAGGAUCUUGGAGCACUGAAGAUUCCUGAACACUAUAAAGGUUUGAUAUGGAGAGGAAUUCAAGAGCUGAACAAAAGCCAUGACUAUGGAACCCAACAGCUAAUCCGAUCCAGCAGUAAUGCUUCCAGCAUUUCCAUAGGCAGCUCUGGUGAGCUUCAGCGCCAGCGUGUUAUGGAGGCGGUGCAUUUUCGAGUGCGACAUACCAUUACCAUUCCCAACCGGAGUGGAGCUGAUGACUGGGCAGACUUUGGCUUUGAUUUACCUGACUGCAAGGCGCGAAAACAGUCUAUAAAAGAAGAGUUUGCAGAGUCUGAUAUUAACUAAUAUGUUGUAAAUUGGCAUGAUGCUGACCAAAAUUACACAUAAUUUCUCAACUUGAUGAAGCCAAAAGUGAAUAAUUCCACUCGGAAGACAAGGAGAGAGUUCUAUAAUACCUGUGGUGCUUUUCCUUUGGUCUUAUCUGGUAGCAUCACUGAUAAGAAGAUGAU
Bufo bufo (common toad) is the source of this 2164-nucleotide messenger RNA. RefSeq names its product tumor protein p73 (gene TP73). The transcript is spliced from 14 exons. Gene Ontology annotation, cellular component: nucleus. Gene Ontology annotation, molecular function: protein binding; DNA-binding transcription factor activity, RNA polymerase II-specific; RNA polymerase II cis-regulatory region sequence-specific DNA binding. The record is from RefSeq and is a predicted model, not a curated record. Gene Ontology annotation, biological process: apoptotic process; protein tetramerization; regulation of transcription by RNA polymerase II. Bases 93 to 2000 code for a protein of 635 amino acids. NCBI's taxonomy places the organism in Eukaryota, Metazoa, Chordata, Amphibia, Anura, Bufonidae.